CUUCUCGGUCCCGAACUGCUGUCUUCCCAGCCGCCAACGGGCUGUCUGCUGCAUGGUCUGUCUCGGCCCCUCUCUGCUCCCGCUGGCGCUGCUCCCGGCAGCCGCAGCCGCCGGCAUCAAUGUUGCCAUCACCUCCCCCACGCCUGGCUCGCAAAUCACAAAGUCGGUCGUUCCUGUCUCGGUCUCAAUCACUCCCAACGGGCCCUUCAAUCGCGGCGACUGGUUCUCGGUCUAUGCCGUGGACAUCAACACCAACCAGCAAGUCUGGGUCGCCGGCAACUCUUGGGGAACGUCCGGUUCCCAGACCAGCAUGACCAUCCAGGCUCAGAUGCAGCUCGUCGACCCCGGUGCCAUCCAGAUCUACAUUUGCAGCAGCGAGGACUGCUCCACCGCCGUCGCCGCAUCGCCAGUGUUUUACUUUCAAACCACAGCGCCCGCCCCGUCAACACCACCACCACCACCAUCACCAUCACCACCAUCACCACCACCACCACCACCGCCGCCGCCGCCCCCUCCAAUGUCGACUGCUCCUCCUCCUUCGGCUUCAACCGUCCCGCCAGAGCCUCUGUCGACCAUGUCGGUGGGCGCCCCCUCCCAGAACAUUGUCAUUCAAUCUGAUUCUGGGCCCGAUCCAGUUGCCACCUCAACACCAAUCCUGCCUGUUGCGACAUCCCGGAACAAUCCCGUGGUCCCGACGUCUCUUCCCAACAACCAGCCGCCGAUUCCAUCUCGCCCGGAUGACCACGGGUCCGGAAGCGACAAGGAUUCAUCGAACCGAGCAUCCCAGCCUGGCUCGAGCAUGCUUUCUGUCUUGAUCGGUGUCGGCUGCUCGGCGUUUGUGGCCGUGGGAAUCGUGGCUUUCCUGGUGCUUCGCCGGCGACAUCAGAAGGCCACCGAGGACGCCCAGAUCAUCGACCGAGUCCACUCAUGGCGCACCAGCACCAGCAGCGAAGAGGCCUUUGCGGCGCCGUUUGGAAUCCGCAUCAUAGGCUCCCCCGAGGCCUCGCUGCAGGGCCGCGAGAGCGUUCUGAGCCACCGAACGGACUCGUCCAUGGCAACGCUGUGUCGGCCCCAGCCAGGUAUUCCCAGCGCCUCCAGAGGGAAUCCCGACACCCCAGCGACCCUGGCGUACUCGCCCGAGAUGAUCACCUCGCCGCUGCCGUCGCUUCGGCGCUACGACCCCUCGUUCCCCAUCCAGACAUCGUCGCCGACAUCCUCGUCUCCCGUGGAGCAAAGCUACUCGUACAACCUGUUCUAGUUCCAGCUGCACCGCCUUCGCCUUGGCCUCCAGCCCUGAAUCCCGAUUUUUUGCCAUGUUCUUCCGUGGCGCGCUCUGCCCCUGCAGUUCUGUCAAUCCCGUCUGUGCCUUUGCCGUGCCUGUCGUCUCAGCCAUCUCUGUCAUCCGCUGUAGUUGCGUUCUCCCUGUGCCUCUAUCCUCCUCUUUGUCUGUUAGAGUCUCACCAGUACUCACUCCCUAUCCAUUCUGUUUGGAAUCAAUAUCUCAUCCAAUACAUGUGUUUGUAUACCGUUC
This is a messenger RNA of Polychytrium aggregatum, 1531 nucleotides long. RefSeq lists its product as uncharacterized. The record is from RefSeq and is a predicted model, not a curated record. NCBI's taxonomy places the organism in Eukaryota, Fungi, Chytridiomycota, Chytridiomycetes, Polychytriales. The transcript is spliced from 3 exons. The coding region runs from base 53 to 1258 and encodes 401 amino acids.